CCGGCCCGACCCUGCCUUGCCGCCCCCGCCGGCACCGUGACGGGCAGGAUGUCAGGGCCAGGAGGCACGGCGAGGAGGAGCGGGACCCCGGGCGAUGGCGGAAACUACUCCCAACCCUCAGCCUUCAGAAGAGGAGAAAACUGAGCCAGCACCUAGUCAGGAGGUUGCCAGUCCCGAACAGUAUAUUAAGCAUCCACUACAAAACAGAUGGGCACUCUGGUUUUUUAAAAAUGACAAGAGCAAAACUUGGCAAGCAAAUCUUCGUCUUAUCUCAAAGUUUGAUACUGUUGAAGAUUUUUGGGCUUUAUACAACCAUAUCCAGCUCUCUAGUAAUUUAAUGCCUGGUUGUGACUACUCGCUCUUUAAGGAUGGGAUUGAACCCAUGUGGGAAGAUGAAAAGAACAAGAGAGGAGGCCGGUGGCUCAUUACACUAAAUAAACAGCAGAGGAGAAGUGAUCUUGAUCGCUUCUGGCUAGAGACACUGCUGUGCCUUAUUGGGGAGUCGUUUGAUGACUACAGUGAUGAUGUGUGUGGUGCUGUUGUUAAUGUUAGACCUAAGGGUGAUAAAAUAGCAAUAUGGACAACAGAAUGUGAAAACAGGGAUGCUGUUACACAUAUAGGGAGAGUAUACAAGGAAAGAUUAGGACUUCCUCCAAAGAUAGUGAUUGGUUAUCAGUCCCAUGCAGACACAGCUACUAAGAGCGGCUCCACUACUAAAAAUAGGUUUGUUGUUUAAGAAGACACCUUCCAAGUAUUCUUUCAUAGGAGACUGCGUCAAGCAAUCGAGAUUUGGGAGCUGAACCAAAGCCUCUUCAAAAGCAGAGUGGACUACAUUUAAAUUUGAUUUCCAUCUAAGUGUUGCUAAGAUUUGUGAGAAGUCUCAUUCGCCUUUGUCUUGUACCUCUGUGUUCAAUUUAUUUUAUUUUUUUUUUUCUGUUUUGGCUGAAGUAACCAUUACCAAUCAGUUUUAGUACACUUCACCCCCUGAAUCCAUAAAUGUUUUCCUGGCCCACUCUGUAAUAGCUUGGUAGAAACAUUACUAUUAUGAGAAAGGAAAAAAAAAAUUGCUUAUCCACAGUAUUCAGAAAAGAAGUUGCAUUUCUGUACCUGCAGGAAAUUACUCUGUUUUACAUUUGCAUUGUAUGCAGUAACAUUGUGCUGGUUUGGAAAAAGAGUGUGGUGCAUACAGUUUUCUAGCAAUUUUUUUAUACAGCAUCAUCUUUGCUGUAACCUAUGCUGAUGGCUGCUAGAUUAAUUUAUUUGUUUUCCCUAUUUGAUAACAUUAGUGAUAUUUUGAUUUCAGUUUUUUUGCUCAUGUAACAUUUGGUUAAGAAUCUGGGAAUAUGACAAAGGUGGAAUAAACAUUAAUUUUGUGCAUUCUUUGGUAAUUUUUUGGUUUUUUUGUAACAUCAAAGCUUUGCUACAAAUUUAUGCAUUUCAGUCAAAUCAGUGAUCUGUUUGUGUGAUUUCCUAAGCAUAAUUGUGGAUUUUUUUAAUGUAACACCAUAAUUUACAUUCCUUACUAGAAAUAGUAUGUCUGGUUUUGUAUCUUAUGCUGUAUUUUAACACUUUGUAUUACUUAGGUUAUUUUGCUUUGGUUAAAAAGGCUCAAGUAGAAAAGCGGUCCCAUUCAUAUUAAGACAGUGUACAAAACUGUAAAUAAAAUGUGUACAGUGAAUUGUCUUUUAGACAACUAGAUUUGUCCUUUUAUUUCUCCAUCUAUACAGCAAGUAUUUGUACCUCUUGUGACAAGGCAGUCUCCACUGUGGCUUCUCUUGUAGUGUCUUCCAAGAAAGUUAAAAGUCUGGAGCUAUAGUGUAAUAAUAGAUCUCUUAGCACCCUAAAUCAGAGCAAAAUUAUAUUGAUGUGGCUACUGGUUUUUUCAUAGUGGUUGGUCUGAUCAUGAUUUUUGUUGUUUCUCUUGACUUUGGUUUAUGCCAACCAAAAAAUUCAAGGGUACAUAGAAAGGCAGACAGGCAGUUUCAGGUAGGAACUACAUGAGAAGUGCUUUUAAAUGAGUGAUCCCACUUCUAGUAUAUAAUUCCUGUAUGAAGUACAAGUAAAACUCAGAGACAUGGCUAUAAAAUAAAAGUAUAUGAGCAUCUAGAUAGACUAUUAUGUGUGUCUUACAAUGAAAUUAAAUUUGGCUUGAAGUUGCUGUAGGAGCUCUCUAGGUCUGCUUGACUUGUAAGAUUGGGGGAGAAGUUUGAAGGCAGUUGAGUUCUUGUUAGGAGAGCAAUGGAGAGGCUUUUUCUGUACCCCUCUUUAAAAGUAGAGCAUGCAACAGAAUCUGUGUUUCAUUGCUAAUUUCUUAUUUUUUAGCGUGUGAUGUACUGUAAGAUCUUAACAGGGCUACAGAGCCUUUCUUCAGUUCAACUUAAAGGCAGAUGGUUUAUUAGGAUUCUUAUCUUUGGUAUCUCCUUAAAGCAAUUUCAGUCACUGUCCCAGCAAAGCUUCAGCUGAAUCUGACUUUCAAAUCUGCUGAUGAAGGCACUGAAGUGUUUGUAUGCUAAGAUAGAACUGAACACUUUCUUUCACAUUUUAUAAGAAAUGUAUGUCUCAAUAGCAUGUCAGACUAUACCAGAAAGGUAUUACAUUAGCUUCUGGAUCAUUAUUAUCUCUGUUUAAUAGGAGCACAGGAGGCAUCUAUAUCUAAUGAUACCUUCAGUAUUGGUCAUUGAGCAGGAUAGAUGCUGGAUGUGGAGAGAGUUAUUAGGUUGGUUCUGGGCUGGUUCUGUGGAUUCUGGUGUCACUGGUUGCCUGCCCUGACUGCAGGUGUGCAAAACAAGUGGGGUUUGUUUCAUAGGACCAUUCAUAGUGGAAUACAGCUGUCCUUGCCUGUUUUCCAGCUAGAUGCUUCAGCUAAUAUUCUCUUUUGAUUAAAUUAAGGUUGGUUUUUUUUAACUAAUUUUCUCUGAGUGUUCUGUGUCAUCAACCUCAAGCUGAGUAGUGUUUAUAAAGGCAUUGAUAAUUCUGAAUAAAUCAGUAAUGCUUGUAUGGAUGGGAAGGGAAAGAUGAAUCAGCUUCCUGAGUGGUACCAUUAAAUUGGAUACAUGUAUAGAAUUUGGGAGCACUGGGGCAAGGCUCACUAAAAUGAGUAUAAUUUAGAAACAUAGGUAGUGCUGCCCUUCUCUAAAGAGCAUUGAAUAAACUGAAUGCUGGUGUGAGAGGUAAAUAGUAUUGGUUUUGUUUAAUUUCACUGCAAGACUGACUGGAACAUUGUUCAGAGUAGCAGCAUUUUGUUCCUCUAUAAAAGUGAUUGAUAGGGGUUUUGGUAGGGUCUCUGGUUUUUGAGCCUAUUUAAGCAGUCAACUGACUUGCACUGUAAUAGGAAGACUUCAAGUAGGUUGAUCAGAGACUCUUCACUGCUGAAGUAAUAAUGUUUCUAGAAGACUUGGGUGAAGAUGAAAUUACAUACUUGCUUUACCAAAUAUAUAACCUUUUAUUUCAUGGACAGAAGAAGCAAAGAGGCCAUGAACCUUGUUGUUUUCCAACUUGAAAGUCACUUUGUGAUGCAUACUAAUGUUGUUCUGGUUAUAAUGGUGUAGUUUGUAUUCUUAUGCUGUGGGAGAAAGCUGAGAACUCUUCAUUCUGUGUAUUAAUGAAACAGCCACAGGCUCAUAAGAGGAAAAAAUAGUAAAUGUUUAUCUAGUGUUGCUACAGAUUACUUGGUGUCAUUAAGCUUCUGGCUGAAUGGGUAGCCCUUACCAAUGUGUGAUUUUAGUGAGCAGACUAAACAGUAAGUGGCUGAGGCAUUUAUUUAGAAGUAUUAUCAAGUGGUACAAAAUCAGCAGAGCAAGGAAAGAAAGAAAAGAAACUUUGUGUUCAAAGACCUGUAAGAAAGUGCCAAAAUACAGCCUGGGAAGAAGGGAUAAGGUGAGGAGUAUUUGUGAAUUAACAGCUUCUGGUUGUACCCUCAGGCUGUGCAAUGCUUUUCUUUGUCACUUUCUGCUAGUCCUGCUGCACUGUCACUGGUCUUGUGUUUCAGGCUGUCUCUAGCUCAGGAAACUUCAGAUUUUCAGUGUUACCCAGAUUCUGGGAAGUAGCUUUUAGCAAAGCUUGGUCUGAGCUCAAAGCUUUCAUUCCACCUAAUGGAAUCUUUUCAUACAGAAAAAAGGCUUGGAAAAAAAUAUUCUGGACUCCAUGGGACCUUUAAUAAAAGCAGAAAAGUAUUUCAGCCUAGUAAAGAGGCCUGGAUCUUCUCUCAUCUAUAUGUCCUCCCUUGCUUCCAAGAAGCUGUGCUUCUGAAUCUGGGACUGCUGGUUUUAAAACUAGAUUUUUAAGAACAUCCUGCACUGAAGUACUAAACCAAAUAGUUGAGCUUAAUAGUUUAACCCAUAGAACUUUCCAACUGUCCAGCAUUUAAUCUCUGGAUUACUUUAUCCCCUUUAAGAAUGGUUAAUGGUUUCUGCACUUAUUUUGUAGCAUUUUAGAUGAACUUUUCAUGCAGAAUUUGUGCCUUUUCAUAUUGGGUAAGAAACAGAUGAAAAUAAAUCAGUAAGGAAGUAGUUUAUACCUGUUUCACCAGGAGACAUUUCAUACCUCUCUAUCCAAACUAGACUUAGAUAGCAGGAGUGCAGAACAUCUUGGCAAGCAGUGUGGAACCAGUCCCUGUCCUGGCUAUCAAAUUCACCUCCUGGACCUCUCCCCAUCAUUUCAAAGCUCCCGAAGCUGUUAGAUCUUGUAGACUUUUCCUUUUGAUCUCCUUGCAGGACAUUUGUCACUAUAACUGCUUGGACAAUAUGCCUUUUAGCUCUUAAGUUUUGUAUUUCACCCCAGAAUUGGUUUUCAGGUGUCCAGCUCUGGCACUGCAGCAAAGCCUUGAAUUAAGCACUUAAAUCCCUUCCCCUGUGAUAAAACCCACACUCACUUCUGCAAUUUGCUGGAGGCUGCCUGGCACUUUCAGAGCUAAAUGUGAAUUGUGGCUGAGCACAUGAUGAUUGUGAUGCUUCCCAGCAUUCAUUUAUUUUGUGUGAUGCCUUAAAUGUACAAACACCCGAGGUGAAGUCAGUCUGUUGGUAUCAGGUUGCCUGCUAACCAAACAACUCAUUUUAUUUUUUUUUUUUUUUAUUGCCUGCUAGUACUGAGUGUGUGACGAGUUUAGCUGUGAAUUUGUGGGGUUUAUGACUGCCUGUGCUUUUCUCAUCUCCAUUUUUUGAACUUCUGAUACUUCUCAAGCCUUAUUGAAACACGUUUAAUAAAGGGAAAAAUGAAACUGAGUCUAGUCACUGCAUUUUUGGUCAGGUUGGUACCAUGGAGACUUCCAGGUGUUGCUAAAUCCAGAUAAAGGACUGUGUGUGACUUGUUAGGCAUAGUAAUCUACUUAUGGGAUCUUCACUAUUUUAUGUCUAGCCCUGUAAGUAUGAUAAUACUGAAAAUGAUACUUGAAAGUAUGUGUGUGAAUAUAUCAUAUAUAAAGCAGAAAUUACUCAUCUAUUUUUUCUAUUUUUUUCAAAGUAGAAAACGGCUGUUAUGUUAUUUCUAAAAGGUUUCUUUGGAUGACUUGCUGAACAAAUUAUUGGAUUUUGCUUACAAUAGUUUAGAUCAAUCUCUUCCUUAUGUUGUGCCUAUUAUUGUUAUCAAGAAAUUGGAGCCAACUCUAUAGGUAAGGUUUGACAUUCUUUGAAAUAAAGCUAGUUUUGAGCCUUAACUUCCUCCAUAUGUACAGGGUAGUUAUCCUGGUGCAUCUCACCCUGAGCCAUACAAAAUAUGCAGAAAGUAUAAUGGGAAAUUGGAAGGUACUACUUUAUUUCUGUAGCUUGAAUGAAAAUAAAGCUUCUGAGGAACUGAA
Calypte anna (Anna's hummingbird) is the source of this 5791-nucleotide messenger RNA. It is a transcript of the gene EIF4E, whose product is annotated as eukaryotic translation initiation factor 4E. Gene Ontology annotation, cellular component: cytoplasm; eukaryotic translation initiation factor 4F complex. The record is from RefSeq and is a predicted model, not a curated record. The transcript is spliced from 7 exons. The coding region runs from base 95 to 736 and encodes 213 amino acids. Gene Ontology annotation, molecular function: translation initiation factor activity; RNA 7-methylguanosine cap binding. Lineage: Eukaryota; Metazoa; Chordata; Aves; Apodiformes; Trochilidae. Gene Ontology annotation, biological process: translational initiation.